AUGAGUACGGACGCUGAGAUGCAGAUCUACGGCAAGGCUGCCAUAUACCUCCGUAAGCCUGAGAGGGAAAGGAUUGAGGCACAAGCCGCACCCUUUGAUUCAAAGAACGCCUGCUACGUGACAGACAAGGUGGAGCUGUACCUUAAGGGUUUAGUCACUGCCAGGGCAGAAGGGAAAUGUACUGUGACAGUUACCAGACCUGACGGAAGUAAGGAGGAAGGAAAAGAGUUCAAAGAUGCAGACAUCUAUGAGAUGAACCCCCCUAAGUACGACAAGAUUGAGGACAUGGCCAUGAUGACCUACCUGAAUGAAGCCUCUGUGUUGUAUAACCUCAAAGAGCGUUAUGCAGCAUGGAUGAUCUAUACCUACUCUGGGCUCUUCUGUGCCACGGUGAACCCCUACAAGUGGCUCCCUGUGUAUGAUGAAGAGGUUGUCAACGCCUACAGAGGGAAGAAGAGGAUGGAGGCUCCACCCCAUAUCUUCUCCGUGUCUGACAACGCCUUUCAGUUCAUGAUGAUUGAUAAGGAGAACCAGUCCAUCCUGAUUACUGGAGAAUCCGGUGCAGGAAAGACUGUCAACACCAAGCGUGUCAUCCAGUACUUUGCCACCAUUGCAGUGUCUGGUGGCAAGAAGGAAGCAGACCCCAGCAAAAUGCAGGGGUCUCUUGAGGAUCAGAUCAUUGCAGCUAACCCUCUGCUGGAGUCUUACGGUAAUGCCAAGACAGUGAGGAACGACAACUCGUCUCGCUUUGGUAAAUUCAUCAGGAUUCACUUCCAGGCUGGUAAACUGGCUAAAGCUGAUAUUGAGACCUACCUGCUUGAGAAGUCCAGAGUGUCCUUCCAGCUGCCCGAUGAGAGAGGCUACCACAUCUUCUUCCAGAUGAUGACAGGCCACAAACCUGAGAUAGUUGAAAUGGCGCUUCUCACCACCAACCCCUACGACUUCCCCAUGUGCAGCCAGGGUCAGAUCGCUGUGGCCAGCAUUAAUGACAAUGACGAGCUGGAUGCCACAGACGAUGCCAUUACAAUCCUGGGCUUCACUAAUGAAGAGAAGAUUGGCAUCUACAAGUUGACAGGAGCUGUAGUGCACCAUGGAAACUUGAAAUUCAAGCAGAAGCAGCGUGAGGAGCAGGCCGAGCCAGACGGCACAGAGGGUGAGUCCCACUCAUAGAUAUACA
Messenger RNA from Oncorhynchus keta (chum salmon), 1177 nucleotides. RefSeq names its product myosin-13-like. Gene Ontology annotation, biological process: actin filament organization; vesicle transport along actin filament. Gene Ontology annotation, cellular component: actin cytoskeleton; myosin complex; cytoplasm. The record is from RefSeq and is a predicted model, not a curated record. Gene Ontology annotation, molecular function: ATP binding; actin filament binding; microfilament motor activity. Bases 1 to 1170 code for a protein of 389 amino acids. The transcript is spliced from 10 exons. Lineage: Eukaryota; Metazoa; Chordata; Actinopteri; Salmoniformes; Salmonidae.